AUGAAAGUGAGUUUAUUGGCGUUGCUUAUUGUUGUGGCCUCAACGGCUCCUGUGAGUGGCUCUGGUCGCGGUCGAAGUCACAGCAUUACUUGGGGUUCCCGUAGCUUCCGAGACACUCAUUUGCAACGCGUGAUCAUUACGGAAAAGUCGAAGUUCCUGCGUGUCGUGACGCGUGAUUAUGUGUUCGAGCAGAAGAUACGGCCUCGGAUGAUUACACAAAUUGUCGUUACGGACCAGGUUCGAGGCGGCGAUGGAGGCUAUGCCCAACUAAAGGCUGGCGGGCCACAUGCAACCUUCGCACGAAUUCACUUCAAAAGCCAAAGAAACAAAGGCUUUAGCUUCAUAGUUGAUAUAUAUGGCAUUUAA
Molecule: messenger RNA, 366 nt
Organism: Scaptodrosophila lebanonensis
Lineage: Eukaryota; Metazoa; Arthropoda; Insecta; Diptera; Drosophilidae
Product: probable salivary secreted peptide
Exons: 2
Coding region: 1-366 (121 amino acids)
Source: RefSeq, a predicted model, not a curated record